Messenger RNA from Ostrea edulis (European flat oyster), 2770 nucleotides. RefSeq lists its product as uncharacterized. Bases 31 to 2700 code for a protein of 889 amino acids. The transcript has 33 exons. NCBI's taxonomy places the organism in Eukaryota, Metazoa, Mollusca, Bivalvia, Ostreida, Ostreidae. The record is from RefSeq and is a predicted model, not a curated record.
UUCUUAUCUCUCGAGUGCUUUACGUCGUUCAUGAUGUUUUCCCGACUGCUUGUCUUCAUACAGAUAGUAUACGCUGACGUCUUCAUGAGUUCAAGCAGUUGCCAUGAUUUCCUCAGUAAAGGAAAUGCUUUUAGUUGCCCUUCCUGGAAUGCUGAAAUUAACACCAAUUGCAGGAUAAACCUACGACACGUGGAUCCCGCUAUAGCGGAGUAUUAUGUUGGAAUCCUCAGUCAGACAACGUUGGUGGGAUGCUUUGUCACGGACCUGGGUUCGACUCCUUACUUUAACGAAAAUUCACACGUGAUCGCUACAUGUAAACCGGGGGCAAUGUGUUUUUGGAGAAGGGUCGGUGAUGCUUAUGUUCAGGGAUGCACUUUGACCUCGACAGAUUCCGUGCCACAUUAUCAUAUUUGUCAGGGAGACUUUUGUAACCAUGGACAAAGCAGCACUGAGUUGGACGUUAUAAACAACAUAUUACGAAAUUUAAAUCGCACAACGCUUGCUCCUCACUCUACGCAUGCACACCACGCAACGCAUGCGCAUCACACGACAAGUGUACAGCACUCAACGCACGCAAUCCAGUUCACUUAUCCACCCCAAAACGUCCAUGGCUCUCCACACACCCAUACCUGCCAAGAUAUUUUCCAGAGCGGAAGUUCUUUCAAUUGUCCAUCCUGUAAUGUGGAGAUUGACACUAAAUGCAGAAUAAGUUUACGACACAUACGGCCAAUAGUAGCCAGCCAUUACCUAAGAGUGCUCGUUCAGUCGUCGUUAUUGGGAUGUUUCGUCACGGAUUCCAGUACGUCUUACUUCAACCAAUCAUCCCACGUGAUCGCUGUAUGCAAACCAGGGGCGAUUUGUUAUUCUGGGAAGUUUGGAGAUGCGUAUUUUCGUGGAUGUACUAUGGAUCCAACAACAAUUCAUCUACUCACUGAAAUCAAAACUUGCAGGGGAGAUUUUUGCAACCAUGGAACUAUUUCAGAACUGGAGCUUAUUUAUAAAAUACUGGAAAAUACAGCGGACACAGAACAAAAUAGUGCCAUACCCUGUAUUGGCACUUCUGACUCGCUGUGUCGUAAUGAAUGGCCAUUUUGUUCCAACUAUCACAACACCACAGGAAUUUGUAACUAUCAAGCUAUCAGCGAACACAUCGACUUCUUCGAUAAAUGUGCCCUCCACUGCAAGAGAUGUCAAGAAUAUUGUGAAGUCAAAAGAGGAAUUAUGACGCAACCAUCCAUUACGGGUAAUCAGAAUAAUGACCCACUGCCUGAAGUAUUCAGUCUGAUAAUGAUGUUCCAUGUGACGUUUUUGAUCACAGUUGCCUCCUGUACGAUUCCAGUGUCUGUUGCCUUCUCAUGCACUGAAAUAUUUGAAAAAGCCAAGACUAAUACGCUUGAUUGCUCACACUGCAGGACUGAGAUAAAUGAACACUGUCGAUUAAAUUUACAGCACAUUGAGCCUCAUACCCUCGCGCCUUACCUGGAUAUUUUGCGGACUACCUCUCUGUUGGGUUGUUUCUUCUCCGAGUACACCCGAAAACACCCGGAUAAAGACUACUUUAAUGGAACAUCACACGUCAUCGCUAUUUGUAAACCAGGAGCGCAAUGCGGCAACAUACAACAUACAGAUGCGUAUGAAAGGGGUUGUGUCAGCUCGAGCGCGCAUGUAAGCCAGAAAUGCAGCACAGACUUUUGUAAUCACAUCUCGGCUACAGAAAUGAAUUUGGUGGAUAACAUUCUCGGUUAUAUAAGUACUACUACUACUACUACCACCACAACAACUCCAAAACCUACGACGACAAUCACAACAACAACGACAACCACCACACCGAAACCAACAACAUCAACACCUACAACUACAACACCGAUACCAACAACUACAACAACCACACCUAAACCAACAACACCUUCAUCAACGACAACAACAACACCCAUACCAUCAUCAUCAACUACAACAACACCGAUACCAUCAUCAACUACAACAACACCGAUACCAUCAUCAACGACAACAACACCGAUACCAUCAUCACCAACGACAACAACACCUACAACUACACCGAUACCAUCAUCAUCAACGACAACAACGACACCAACAACAACACCGAUACCAACAACAACUGCUACAUCAAAAAUAACGACACCUGUAAAUUGCCAGAGUGGCUCUCGGCAAAUAUGCCAAAGUGAGAUGCCCUUCUGUUUCGACUACGAUAACUUGUCUGGUGCCUGUAAUAAACCAAUCAACAGUAACACCGAGGGCUUCUUCCAGAAGUGUUCACUCUUCUGCAACAGAUGUCAGGAGUAUUGUCAGUAUGUCGCUUCUACAACUGUUAGUACUACUACUACAACUUCCGCACCAGUCCGCCGGCAUUGUCGCCAGUGUGGGGAUUUGAGCUCCUCUAAUCCCUGCAGCACUCUUGAUGUUUACACAGGGCCCUCCACGGCCUGCCCCACGGGACUCGAUUUCUGUAUGACGGACGUAAUCCAUGAUAUCAAUGGUAACGACAACAUUUACAAAAGAUGCGUGUCCCGAAACACCUGUUCCACGCAGUGGCUGUCCCAGAGCUCGGACAAGGAUCGCUGCACUCGCUUCGGUCAAGUUCCCGUGAGUGGACAGUAUAACUGCCAUUUCUGUUGUACCGAAGAUGGGUGUAACACACGAAUUGUCCCUGAUCACAGUACUCUCUACACUCAGCACUCGUGACCAACACAAAACUGAUCCCUAACACGAGGAAAACAGUGGUUUUUUCCAAUUAAAAAAGUUUGGACACGUA